GGAUCGUCACACAAGUACGUUCUACUGUUUUACCACACAUCGUUCGGGUGAAUGACAAUCCGGCUGGCUAACACACAGAUAUGAAGAGCUCACACAGAUUUGCCCGAUGAAUUCGGGACCUUUCAUAAUGGCUGUUACUAUGUCUAUGGAUCGUUGGAAGUUUUAGGGCUCUAGGGCUUGCAAGAUCUUUGAUCUUCCACAUGCAUUCUUGGAAACCAAAGGCGAGUGAACCACAUGUCUACCGCCAUUAAGCGAACUGAAAAGGCAUGAAUAGUAUUUCUCAAAGUGUCUCAACCGGGUAGAGCUCGGAGAUUCGGCUACUGCCGUGUACUGCAACUACUGUACAUACGUACACAUACUACAUUCACCUAAAUGAGCGAGCGCAUCUGAAAGGAUCCCAAAGAAGCCAGCGGGCGAGAAUAAAACCAAACAUAGCGGGUCGAGAUUUUUAAAUCGGGCCAACUUUAGAACAUCAGUCUUAAAGUUGAGUUACAGACGCGAAACCGAGAAGAGGUCACUAGUGCCAUUUUUAUGAUAGUCAAAUCACGUAGCCUCAAACACGAAAAAAAGUGAGUUGGCAGCUUCUAAAUUGAACACGUCCAGCGUUUAGCGGGCAAAAUAGUUCAGUGAAACGUGGAGUGACCUACUGAAGAGAAACCGCCUUUGUUAGUAAUGUUGGUGGGCGACUAAAUUAAGACAUACCAAAUAGGACCAAGACAUUGAUGAUGACUGCUCCCCAAGUGCUUCUCGUGUUGUCAGUUUUGACAACCCAAUAUUUGGGAUGGGUCUCGGCCAAGCAGAGUGAAUUGGUUGACAAUCCCCACAAGACCUGUCCUCCUGGCUAUGAUCUCCAUUAUGACCGAAGUGCGAGAAAGUAUGAAUGCCUUUGCAAGAAAUAUUAUCUCUAUUGGCCAGAAGACGGGUUGUGCUAUCGUGAAUAUUAUCAAGGUCCAUGUCCAGAAGGUCAUAGACUGGUUCGAAACGAAACCACCAGACAACCUUACUGCGCCUGCCCAUUUUUCUCAGCCAAAUAUGAACCGGAUGGAAAGUGCUAUCAGGAAUAUACUCAAGGACCAUGCCCAUUGGGACAACUUAUCAUGGUGGACCGAUCAACUGGUCAAGGCAUCUGCUCAUGCGAUUCCAGUCUGACCAUGUAUUACCAUAAAGAUACGGACAAGUGCUACGAGUUGUACAAACAAGGUCCGUGUCCACAGGGCCACAUCCUAUCCUUCAACUACGGGACUUUUCAACCCCAAUGCAAAUGCCAAGAUGGGUAUCAAUUGCACACCGAUGGAAAGUGCUACCAACUCAAUUCUCAAGGUCCUUGUGCGGGGGAGUUGAAAGAUUGUCCGGGAACCCCUUGUUACAUGAAGACACUUGAGGCUAUUGAUAUCAAAUGUACCUGUCUGCCCAAGAACUCCAUGACAGAGGAUCACCAAUGCUAUCAACCCUACACUCGAGGACCAUGUCAGUUCGGGGAAUGGCUCGUUUUUAAGAAGGAUGGCACUUCAGAAUGUCAGGAUAAAAAGUAUUGCAAACGAUUUGAUAAUUGGCAUUGGUGGUCUCCACAUCAACGAUGCUAUCGGCAGUUUUCACAGGGCCCUUGUAAGAAAGGAAAACUGUUCUACUUAGACACAGACGAAGGUGGUACCGGUUGUUACUGUAAAAAAGACUGGGAUGCCUACUAUUGGAACAAAACCGGGGAAUGUUUCGAGCAAGAAUCUCCAGGCCCUUGCGCUGAUGGCCAAUAUUUCGCCUACAAUGGCACCUCCAAAUCCACAGAAUGCAGCUGCUUCACAAACUUUGUCCGCAACCCUGACUCGGGCAACUGUGUGGAGCAAUUCUCGCAAGGAGACUGUCCUCAAGGCCAACUGGUGACUGAAGGGUCGGAUGGAACCAUGAAGUGUGACUGUGGACCUCAUAUGCGGGAUCAUUAUUGGCCCUUGGACAACUCAUGUUAUCCCCAUUAUGAGCAGGGUCCCUGUAGCAAAGGCGAACAAUUCCGACUUCAUCCAAUUGAGAAAAGGCCCUCGUGCAUUGUAUGGGGACGAACAUCAUACGCUAGAAGAUAUUACAAGAAGAAAUAGUUAGAGAUUGAAUAAAUACAAACUCCUUAUCGUUCAUGCCAUCUAAUAUGUAUGUGAUCUCAAAUUCUUUAAAUGUAAUUGCCAUGUCCAUCCAGCUGUCACUCUCAAUUCAAGCCCUUUUUUAACCCUUACUAACUUACGAAUUUAUAUUUAUAUAUAUAUAUUUAUUAUCACCUAACAUCGCGAUGACAAGGAGAAAUAAAUGAGAGCAAGUAA
Tigriopus californicus is the source of this 2303-nucleotide messenger RNA. RefSeq lists its product as uncharacterized. NCBI's taxonomy places the organism in Eukaryota, Metazoa, Arthropoda, Copepoda, Harpacticoida, Harpacticidae. Bases 723 to 2087 code for a protein of 454 amino acids. The record is from RefSeq and is a predicted model, not a curated record. The transcript is spliced from 8 exons.